AUGCUCCUUCAGGAAUUUGUAAGCGUCUGGGUUCGAGAUCCGAGGAUUCAGAAGGAGGAUUUUUGGCAUUCUUAUAUUGACUAUGAGAUAUGCAUUCACACCAAUAGCAUGUGUUUUACCAUGAAAACAUCGUGUGUACGAAGAAGAUAUAGAGAAUUUGUGUGGCUGAGGCAGAGACUCCAAAGUAAUGCAUUGCUGGUACAACUGCCAGAACUUCCAUCUAAAAACCUGUUUUUCAACAUGAAUAAUCGCCAACAUGUAGAUCAGCGUCGACAGGGUUUGGAAGAUUUCCUCAGAAAGGUCCUACAGAACGCACUUUUGCUCUCAGACAGCAGCCUCCACCUCUUCUUGCAGAGCCAUCUGAACUCAGAAGACAUUGAGGCAUGUGUUUCCGGGCAGACUAAAUACUCCGUAGAAGAAGCGAUUCACAAGUUUGCCUUGAUGAACAGACGUUUCCCCGAAGAAGAUGAAGAAGGAAAAAAAGAAAAUGAUAUAGAUUAUGAUUCAGAAAGUUCAUCCUCUGGGUUUGGACACAGUAGUGAUGACAGCAGUUCACAUGGAUGUAAAAUGAGCACAGCCCCGCAAGAAUCCUGAAAAAUAAUUCUAAUGUUACCAUCUUCAGAACAGCAAAUGAUGUACAGUCAGAGAGAAGAAAGCUUGCUAAUAAUAUAUUCUUACCUAAAGUUCACUGUCAUGAUGUUAGCUAUUUAAAUUCUUAAGAGACUCCGGUUGUUUAUUAAUGGUAUUUUUACGUUGUCUUAUUUUGGUUAAGCUUCUGUAAUAAGCUAAAAGCCUGUGAAUGCAAUACUCUCCUCUCUAGGCAGACAUUAUUGGUAAAACAAGAUCCUAUUGUGAAAUGAUUUAUAUGUGUAAAAAAUAGAGUCGGCUUACUGAAUGUUAAACGAUAGGUAAAUAGGUAGCAUUUAAAAUCCAGAUAGUGUAUUCCUUCUUGUAUAAAUGGAGCAGUGUUACUGUAAACAUAGUGUGUAUGGUCUUAGCCACCAUAAAGACCCACAGCAGCUUAGACCAACCUGUCUCUUUCAGACAUGCGGCUCCUGUUUUGUGGACACCUCCCCUGCGCUGGAAAACACUACUUGUUGGGUAUUUGAGAUAUUUUAGAAGUGUUUAACCUUUCCAGUAUUCUGUUUCACACUCAGAUGGAAUAUGUAUAUUAUCAAUAGAGACAUGGAAAAAUAAUGCUUUCAUCUUAGGAAAAAACAGAACUACUACUUGUAAUUUUGCAAUACAUCAAUUCAGAGAUCCAUUUUCAUUGUCCAAAAGCAGUUUAAACACAUGGAAGGAAAUCAUUUGUUGUCAUUAUCAUUGUAUAAUUACAAUUAUAGUUUAGUGAUUUAUUUUCUCACUAAAUGUGCAAUACCGUAUCACUAGGUAACUUUCAUUGGUUGGUACUUGUCACUUUUCUUAAAAGUUAGAAAUAGGAUCUUAUAAAAAUCAAUACAUUUAAUUUUACCAGCAAAAUCCCAUCAUGUCAGAAAAGAAUAUCAAUUUGUUGAUUUCAGAAUUUACUCAUUAAAAAAAUGCCAUUUCUUUUUAGGCAUCUGCCUGAGGAUGGGUAUAAUUUUACUAAAAUGUUUUUUUUUUUGUUUUGUUUUAGUGGCACAAAGAUAAAAAUGUCUAAAACUUCUUUGAACAUCAAAUUUUAGAUGAGCCAGCAUUUUCUUGAGAGAACUGUCCAAGUUUCUUUCUUGUUAAAUAGUAGAAAAUACCUUGAGUGACAAAGGAAGAUAUUUCGUAACUGGGAGAACUUGUUGCUUUAAUUAAAUGUUACUUUACUUCAUUUUGUUUUAACAAGAAGCUUACAAGUUAUUAUUAAAAAGUCUUUGAAAUGCUUCUGAGAAUAGA
Condylura cristata (star-nosed mole) is the source of this 1863-nucleotide messenger RNA. RefSeq names its product sorting nexin 10 (gene SNX10). The coding region runs from base 1 to 594 and encodes 197 amino acids. The transcript is spliced from 5 exons. Gene Ontology annotation, molecular function: phosphatidylinositol binding. Gene Ontology annotation, biological process: intracellular protein transport. The record is from RefSeq and is a predicted model, not a curated record. NCBI's taxonomy places the organism in Eukaryota, Metazoa, Chordata, Mammalia, Eulipotyphla, Talpidae.